Messenger RNA from Anguilla anguilla (European eel), 2125 nucleotides. RefSeq lists its product as uncharacterized. Bases 38 to 2125 code for a protein of 695 amino acids. The transcript is spliced from 8 exons. Lineage: Eukaryota; Metazoa; Chordata; Actinopteri; Anguilliformes; Anguillidae. Gene Ontology annotation, molecular function: nucleic acid binding; zinc ion binding; calcium ion binding. The record is from RefSeq and is a predicted model, not a curated record.
AACUGUAGGACUGCAGGUUCAUCUCCCCAGCCAUGAAAUGUUCCUUGUUGUGCCAUGGACAAUGCCGCCAUCGCUGGAGGAUCCGAGGGCAGAAGCUCGAGUCCUGCUGGAGGGCAUUAUUAAAAGCAAGCUGCAGAACUUACUGAGUAAGUUCUGGCCAAAAGCGGAGGUGCAGCUGAUCUCGUUUGAAGACAGCGAGAGGAAAACAAAAACCAAGAUCACUUUUGAAAGCUUUGAUGUUUCCAGCCAGGAUGGGGUAGUGAUCCUCCGCCCUGAGGAGCAGCUGCAGCAUAUUAUCUCUCUCGGCCACGCCCACAUCACCGUCACAGACGACAGCAUCUACUGGGACGACCCAGAUGAGUGUGACUCCCCCGCCCUGAACAACUGCAGCUCCAACUCCGUCUGCAUCAACACCCUGGACUCAUUCACCUGCGUGUGUGAGCCGGGGUACUACAGCCUGAGCCCCAUCCUCAGCCCUGCCUGCCACGAGAAGGGGAUGUUCACGCUAUGCCUGAAGGACCAUGUAUCUGGGGGCAUCUCCAAGCCUUUCCUCAUCCACCACUUUGGCGGGAAUGUGACUGUUGUCCUCAAUGAUGGUCGCUGCUCCAUCAACGAGACGGACAAGUUUUAUUAUUACAGGAUAACUGGCGCCCCCUCCCAGUGUGGAGGCCAAACGCUUAUUAACAGGACGCAUGUGGAGUUGAGGAACGCGCUGACUGUGAUGCUCAGCAGCAGGAGAUCCAUCACACGGAGGGACCUGAAGGUGCUGUGGACCUGUGCCUACCCGCUGCUCCAGACCAGCACAGCCCGCAUGAAGCCUGGUCUGGACUGGGUUACCUCUCACAGUGUGGUGCAGGUGAAUUCGUCCCGCCUCCUGGAGAUCAGCAUGGCCUUGUACAGUGACUCAUCUUACGCAUACAACUACACUGGCCCUGUGGAGCUCCCUUCUGCAGAGCAGCUGUACAUCCAGGUGACCCUGCACUAUGAGAACAGCCUGGCCUACAACAUGAGCCUACAGCUGGAGUCCUGCUGGGCCACACAGACCGCAGACCCACAAGAGGAGAAGAAGGCUUUUUUCCUGAAGGGGGGGGUGGUGAGUUCUCUGCUCCUGAGGGGUGGGGGGGUUAGUCCUCUGUUCCUGAGGGGGGGUGAGGGGCUAGCUGAAGUGGAGAAGGCGAUCCGAGAGCUGGAAGACAGACUGGGGGUACCGAGGCGGCGGAAGACCGAGGCAGCAGAGACGGCGACGGGCGCCGAUCUGCAGAGCUCGGUGGCGCAACGACAGAGGGCCCCCAGACAACCAGACGGAGCCAGUGCUGUUCGACCAACGCACCAGAGGGAAGCUAACGUUAGCACGCCAGCCAGCGCCAGCAUGACAACCACCACGGCAGCUAGCGCACAGCCGAAGCUAGCCCGGUUCAGUGGAGCAGCACAGUGGGAGACGUACCUAGCCCAGCUGCAGCUGGCUGCCCGUCACUGCGGCUGGAGCGAGAGCCAGACGGCGACGCAUCUAGCACUCGCUCUGGAGGGUCCAGCGCUGCAGGUCCUGCUAGACCUCGAUGCUGCCGAACAGGGCGAUCUGAAGGCACUGACGACGGCCUUGGCAAGGCGUUUCGGCCAGAGGCGGUCAAUGCAGAGCAGUCGGGAGAAGCUCAACAGCCGCCGCCGCGAAGGAAAAGAGAGCUGGGGGACCGUGGCUGCAGACGUGCGGCUCCACGCUCGGCAGGGCUACCCGUCCCUCGACUCGGCAGGGCAGGACGAGCUCGCGUUGCACGCCUUCCUCCAGACUCUCUCCCCGGAACGGUUGCGCCAGCACGUCAUCCUGACCACGCCCUGCUCCCUAGACGACGCUCUGAAGGAAGUAGAGAGGGCGGAAGACGUUCUCUGCUUGGUUCCAAGGCAGACAACCCGGCCCCACGUCCGCGAAAUCGACUGCUACGAGGAGGAGGAGGAAGUCCGUUGGGCACGCUCACCCCCACAACAGCGGCGACAGCGCCCACCACCAGCACGACGCGGUCGCUGCUAUCGCUGCGACGAGCCAGGGCACCUGGCCCGCGACUGCCCAGCACCAGCGCCCAAGCCCCGAUCGCCACGGCCGGCGGGAAACGACGCGGGGGCGGCGCUGUGA